AUGUCAACUGAACAACUGCAGGAACAACAACAACAAUUGCAUGUGCAGCAACAACAAGAACAACAACAGCAACUGGAUACAAACUUGACAUCAACUACGACAACAACCACAACUAUAAAGACGAGCGAUGAUCAAGAUGAUGAUGUAGAGGAUGGAGAGAUUGACGAUGGCGAGAUCGUUGAACUUAAUCAUGUUGUUGAUGAUUUAAAGAAGAAUGAACAACAUGUUGCCUCAUCCGCCUCUGUUAACGAACACGACCACGACCUGGACCACGACCACGACCAUGACCAUGACCUUGAACUUGAACAACACAUUCUCCAUCAUGACCAUUUGGAUGAUGAUGACGAUGAUACGAUAUAUCAUCCAUAUCAACCUGCUGCAUCAAUAUAUGGAUAUCCAGGAGUUGAGGCUGCCGCAGCAGUCAAUUCAAGCAACAGAGACGUGGAUGACUUUGAAGAAUCAUUGCGUGACUAUGAAAAGAUGAAGGAGAAGCGAGAUAGGAGUUGGAGCAGGAGUAGGAGUAGAAGUAGGAGUAGAAGCAGGAUCCGAAGUCGAAGUAGAAGUCGUAGCAGAAGUGGUAGUAGGGGUCGCACGACCAGACCGACAUACAGGCGAUAUCAACGACGAAGAUACAGUCGGAGCAGGAGUAGAAGUAGGAGUAGAAGUAGGGAUAUCAUCAGGAGAUUCUCGAGGAGCAGGUCAAGGAGUUGGAGCAGAGAUAGAUACAGACGUCGCAGUAUCAGUCCGCCAUAUGACCAGCAACACAAUGGAUCGUACAGGAACAACAAUAACAAUAACAAUGGUCAUGGCAAUCGUACAAUGAACACAUCACAUGGAGGAUAUAGAAGGACAUCCAUUACCACUCAGACUCAGACUCAGACUCCUCCGCCUCCACCUCCACCACCUCCUCCAAUGUCACCUCCACCUCCACCACCUCCUCCUCCUCCACCUCAAUCACCGCCUCCACCUCCACCUCCUCCUCCUCCAUUUCCAAGCAGUCCAUCAUCGUCAACAUCAACUUCCACAUCAUCAUCACCAUCAAUCAUCAACAACAACAACAACUACAACUAUAAUACUGGCCAGCUACUGAAUAAGUCUUCAGAUAGCAUCGAUAGAACUACUGUAAAUAUCAGCAAUAACAACAACAACACAACAACGCAAUCAUCAAACUUGACACCUAAGAAGCAACCUUCCACUACACCAAUGCGAGUGUCACAAUGGGUUGGAAAGGAAGUGCACAUCAGCGAUAAGGUCAAGAAUGAGCACAAGAUGAACUUGAUCAUCGAUAUCGAUCACAUCCUUCUCAAUUCAACCAAAGACACGCCACAGGACAAGGAAAAAGGCGAUGGCGUCAUCAAGUGUAUCAUUGAUGGAUGUACACAUUGGAUCAAGAUACGGCCAUAUGCCGUCACUUUUCUAAAGACACUACAUCCAUUCUUUAACAUCACUCUAUUCUCGUUAAACUCCAGAACAUAUGUCAAUAAGAUACUGGAGAUAUUUGAUCCAAACAAGACACUCUUUAAGCACAUUGUAACGAUUGAUUGCUUUGGCAGUUGUCUACCCAAGCAGCAACCAAAUCGACCCUACACGCUAUUCACUCCUUCAGACUUUACAAGGAUAUUCAACAUUGAACCGAACGAAUCACUACUGAUCUUUGAUGAUCGUGAGGAUAUAUGGAGACAAUACAGGGAUAACUUGGUGAUCGUGGAGAAGUUCACUCACUUCCAGAAGGACUCUGAGGAUGCCUCAAUCCCAAUUUAUAACUAUCCAUUCUCCAUUCACGAACUAUCAAAGCAGUUCCAUUAUGCCAAGCUUGACACACCAAUCCCCUACCUUGAACUAUUCUCCAAUCUACUCAUUUCCAUUCAAAGCUCAUUCAUGUCCACACUGACAUCCCAUCAAGUGGACAGCAAUAACAACAACGACAACUCUAUUGGUGGAGACAAUGACACCAACCUUGUGCGAUCAAAGAAUGCCAUCAAGACCAUUCGUCAACAGAUAUUGAACAACUGCAACAUUGUAUUCAGUGGUGUAUUCCCAAAGCAGGUGGACGCUACCAAAUUGCCAACUACACGAAUUGUUCAGAUGGCCGAGUCAUUUGGUGCCAAAGUACAAAUGGACAUCACAGAGAACACUACACAUCUGAUCUUUAUCAAGGCUGGCACCUCCAAAGUGCUCCAGGCUGUCAAGAGUGGCAUCAAGGUCGUCCAUUAUGCAUGGCUACGCGACUCCCUCUAUCAUUGGGAGCGAAUGGAUGAGUCAAAGUACAGUGUGGAGAGAGUAGUCAAAGCAUCAUCAUCCAAAAAUGAAUUGAAUGAAUGA
This is a messenger RNA of Acytostelium subglobosum LB1, 2322 nucleotides long. RefSeq lists its product as hypothetical. NCBI's taxonomy places the organism in Eukaryota, Evosea, Eumycetozoa, Acytosteliales, Acytosteliaceae. The transcript has 5 exons. Gene Ontology annotation, molecular function: RNA polymerase II CTD heptapeptide repeat phosphatase activity. Bases 1 to 2322 code for a protein of 773 amino acids. The record is from RefSeq and is a predicted model, not a curated record.